This is a messenger RNA of Talaromyces proteolyticus, 1140 nucleotides long. RefSeq lists its product as uncharacterized. The record is from RefSeq and is a predicted model, not a curated record. NCBI's taxonomy places the organism in Eukaryota, Fungi, Ascomycota, Eurotiomycetes, Eurotiales, Trichocomaceae. The coding region runs from base 295 to 894 and encodes 199 amino acids. The transcript has a single exon.
AGGCGUCAAAAUGAGUGAGCACCCUCGCCAAGGACAAUUAGGCUUGCGCAAUAGACGGGGAGAGAGUUAAAGCGAAGCCAAGAUUGAUGGACAGGGAGAAUCGCCUUUCCGGGUACAUGUCAUUUUACCACGCGCAAAAUAGCCUUGCAAUACAAUUGCACAAUCCCCAACCUGUCCGCUGCGUUGUUACCCGCAAUGUUCAGCUAAAUACUCUCUCCCCGCCAGGAGUUCGUUCUCGACACUCCUGACGACGUUCGGUACAUGAGACAAUUAGCGGAGGAUCGUUGAGGGCUAAUGCUGGCUGUGGGUAGUGGAAGUCUCGAUUUGUUGGAUGAAAAUCAGCACGAUCACGGCUCAGAUUCUAUGCCUGCUCCUAGUUUCCAGGGAGACGAUACGCCUAGUUUCGAUCAGCUUCCUACCACAGUCGAAACAUUCACUGACGGGAUGAAUACAACUUUCUUUUCAACCGGAGAUGACGUCGCUAACCAGGGGGCCGAUCUAAACAUCGUUCAGGGAUCUUGCUAUACCACUCCUGAGAUCAGCAGUUGGUCAGUAAUCAAUUCAAUCGCUACAACUGAUCGUGUGCUAACAGCCCUCUACAGGCACAGGGUGCCAGAAGCCAUACCUGGCGAGCUAGAAACUUCAUAUCCUUCGCCUCGGUUACAGCAAGUUGGCGGGGGUAUUCAGAGAUCUUUGCCGAUACUGCUGCCUGCACCUACUCAACAUUCAGUUAUGCCGCCCAGGCAACCAUCCUCAAGGAACAGAUUCCAAUGCGAAAAGUGUCCCAUGUGCUACCCCCACAGCCAAUCGCUGAAUAGGCACGCAAGAGACAAGCAUGAAGCACCCAAAAAAAAGGCUGGCCGACCUUCCAACAGGUCCAAAUUAGCAGCAUGAUGAACUUGACUUGAAGUGUUGUCGGAAAUUAUUGGGAGGCGGUUGAGGAGUUAAACAUCAUGUAAUCUGCUAGGCAUUUUGGAUGUACAGUAUGUACCUCCAGAACAUUAUGCUAUAGAUGGGCCUCUUGUAUAUCUCCCCCCCCCUUUUUUUUUGACCAGAUCGAAAUUCAAUAUAUUUCUGUUCAUCUACCUAAACAUUUAAAAUCUAUAAGUAACAAAACAUCGUUGUCUUGUUACAGUCAUU